AUGGACUCCAGCUACUUUGCCGUUCAGAGGAGAGCUCUGGAAAUCGCCGGAUUUGAUCCCAGUACCCCGAAUCUGAGCUUGAAACAUCCCAUUUGGGCAGGAAUACUUGUGCUUUCCUUAGUUUCCCACAACUGGCCGAUGGCGGUUUAUGCCCUGCAGGAUCUGUCCGAUUUAACGCGACUCACGGACAACUUUGCGGUGUUUAUGCAGGGAUCGCAGAGCACUUUCAAGUUCCUGGCCAUAAUGGCGAAGCGAAGGCGUAUUGGAAAUUUAAUUCACAGAUUACAUCAACUUAAUCAGGAGGCUAGUGCCACUCCCAAUCAGCUGGAAAAGAUCGAAAGGGAAAACCAACUGGAUAGGUAUGUCUCGAGAUCCUUCAGGAAUGCUGCCUAUGGAGUUAUUUGGGCAUCGGCCAUAGCUCCAAUGUUGCUUGGCCUUCUCGGAUAUAUUCGAACUGGGAUAUUUACACCGACCACACCCAUGGAAUUCAAUUUCUGGCUCGAUGAACGGAAGCCCCAGUUUUAUUGGCCCAUCUACUUUUGGGGAGUUUUGGGCGUGGCAGCAGCAGCUUGGUUGGCCAUUGCAACGGAUACUUUAUUCUCCUGGCUAAUUCACAAUGUGGUUGCUCAAUUCCAGUUGCUGGAGUUGUUCCUCGAAAAGAAGGAUACAAGUCAUGGAGAUGUUCACCUAACUGAAGCCAUACGACGCCAUCGUUUGGCUCUCGACUUGGCCAAGGAACUCAGCUCCAUUUUCGCCGAGAUCGUGUUUGUGAAAUACAUGCUGAGUUACCUGCAACUCUGCAUGUUGGCCUUUCGUUUCAGCCAAAGUGGCUGGAGUGCCCAAGUGCCCUUCAGAGCCACUUUUCUGGUGGCCAUUAUCAUCCAGCUCAGCUCCUAUUGUUAUGGCGGUGAAUACCUCAAGCAGCAAAGUCUGGGAAUAGCUCAGGCCAUUUAUGCCAAUUGCAAUUGGCCAGAAAUGCUGCCUAAAAACAGGAGACUUUGGCAGAUGAUGAUCAUGAGAGCUCAGCGACCCGCAAAGAUUUUUGGCUUCAUGUUUGAUGUGGAUCUACCACUUCUACUUUGGGUGUCAAGAACAGCGGGCUCGUUUUUGGCACUGCUGAGAACUUUCGGUUCCCCAUCUUAAAUUUCAAAGAAGGAAUCUAUCAAAAACACACCCAAACAUGAAAUCAAUAUUUAAAAAGC
This is a messenger RNA of Drosophila ficusphila, 1202 nucleotides long. RefSeq names its product odorant receptor 45a (gene Or45a). The record is from RefSeq and is a predicted model, not a curated record. Gene Ontology annotation, cellular component: plasma membrane. The transcript has 2 exons. Bases 1 to 1143 code for a protein of 380 amino acids. Gene Ontology annotation, molecular function: odorant binding; olfactory receptor activity. Gene Ontology annotation, biological process: sensory perception of smell; detection of chemical stimulus involved in sensory perception of smell. Lineage: Eukaryota; Metazoa; Arthropoda; Insecta; Diptera; Drosophilidae.